UCACUAUAAGAGGGAGUUUGCACAAGUUAACAGCUGUGAUUGUUACACAUUACUCCCUCAUGUAUUAGGUUUAUUUUUAAAGUUGGAAUACUGUCCAGGAAAACAAAUACAAAACGUGUAAUCUUGUGUCUCUAGUAAAAUCGAGAAGUGUGAAGUAAUGGUGGGUUACGAAAUACAUUAAAAUAUCGAUUUUGUGUGCUUAAACGAUCCGAGGUUGUGGAAGUGUAUACUCAGAUUUGUGGCUACUCGAUAUUACUUUUAUGGGGGUUUAAAGCGUAGGUGUUUCAAAAUUUUGCAAAACAUCUUAGGGAAAUCGAUAAACGCGUAAAACUAAGACUGUCUCAUUUUGUUGUGUGAAUGUGAGAGGAACGGCGCUACUCGGCGUGGUGAGCUGUUAUAUUGCUGAAAAUCUUUUCAGCGAUUAUCAAAUCGUAAUUUAUUAACGAUUCUAUUGCGUCACUUCGAAAAGACUGAUAAAAGAUGGGUGGCACGGAUAUGAAGUGGCAGAAAGACGCGGCGGACCAAAAUUUUGACUAUAUGUUCAAGUUACUCAUCAUUGGAAACAGCUCAGUAGGAAAAACUAGUUUUCUAUUCCGUUAUGCGGAUGAUUCCUUCACGUCGGCCUUCGUCUCUACCGUCGGUAUCGACUUCAAGGUGAAAACUGUCUUUCGCCAUGACAAACGCGUAAAACUGCAAAUAUGGGAUACAGCAGGUCAAGAACGUUAUCGUACUAUAACUACAGCCUACUACCGCGGCGCUAUGGGUUUCAUACUUAUGUACGAUAUAACCAAUGAAGAGAGCUUCAACAGCGUUCAGGAUUGGGUAACGCAGAUCAAAACAUAUUCAUGGGACAAUGCACAAGUAAUAUUGGUAGGAAACAAGUGCGACAUGGAAGAAGAACGCGUGGUCAGUUCGGAGCGCGGCAGACAGCUGGCCGAACAACUUGGCGUGGAGUUUUAUGAGACCAGUGCUAAGGAAAAUAUCAAUGUCAAGGCCGUCUUCGAGCGUUUGGUGGAUAUAAUCUGCGACAAGAUGUCAGAAAGUCUAGACUCUGAGCCCGCCAUGCUGGCCGGCGGCGCUCGUGGCCAGCGCUUGACAGAACAGCCGCAAGGCAAUACCACUCCUAAUUGUAACUGUUAAUAGAAUACAAUUUUCCUCAAACAUUAUAUUGUUUACAGUUACCUGUAUAUUAAAUUUAUGUGAUUUCUUGACACGGUUCCUUUUUGGUAGGCGAUCAUUUCUUUCCAAUAUCGUCUUGCUUUUUUGCUAUUAAUGUUAGUGUUAUUUUUGUAUUCUUUUUAUUAUUGAAAACUUUAAUAAGUGUUUUAAAAAUGGCGUUAUUCUUCCGUUCAAGCUUAAUAUUAAAUUAAACAUUUUUGUUUCAUUUAUUAUUUUAAAUUUUAUCGAUUUGUCUUUUAAUGUCGUUGAAACAUUUAAACGUCGGCUCCCAACAGGACAGUUUUCAUUUGUGUGAUGAGGCGUAAUAUUUCAUAUUGGUCUGGUCUGACCUAGCAUGUUAAUUACAAAUCAUGUACAGUAACUCGCCUUUUCAUUUAUCUUCUUUAUUUGUAACCGAAAGGACAACAAGUAUUCUAAAAUAUUUACGAGUAUGUAUGGUUGAGGCGCCACAGUACAGGUUGAAACAUCAUUGAAACCGUUGUAUUAAAAAAAUAAUUGUUACGAUUUCAAACUUAAAAUGUUUUAUGGAGCAACAUUAAAUAAUUGUUGAUCAUGAUAACAAUAAAGGAAAAUAUGUAUUAGUAUUAUUAAUUCUAUAGGUGUUAAGUAGCCGUAUCCAUGUAUAUUGCGAGCUGGAGUAGGGAUCUGAUACUUUUAAUAGUUGUUAAAUUUUAUCUUUAUGAUACACUUUUAUUAGUAAAUAUAUUUUAGAUUAUUUAAAAGCUUUUUUCAUUAUUUAUAUGUGCUAUUAUAAACUUUAUUUAUUACUUUAAUAUUUAUGAGACAACGAGACAUAUUAAUUGUUAGAUAAAAUAUAAAAUCCAGGCAAUUUUUUUCUCAAAUAGCUUUAAAAUGAAAACCAAUCUUGUUCGUAUUAAGGACCAAAUGGAAUUUAAUAUAUGAGUUUUAUAACAGCAAAUAAAAUAGAAUCUUAUUGUUUUAAAUGCGCAAAUUUUUAUCAAUAACAUGAAAAAGAAAGUUUGCAAAAAACCUAGGUAGUUUUCUGAAAAAAUCACACACUUACGUUGUGAUUUCAUCUCUUCAAAAGUUUAACUACACUUUAAAAAUUAAGUUUAGCUUCAUGAAAGGAUGGAAGGUUUCAUGAAAUAAAGAAACUUCUACAAAUUAAAAAUCUUAUCAAUCAACACAUAUUUGUUGGUAUGAUUUAAACUAAGAUAUUGUUUAGAUAUAAUUAGUAUCGUUUGCUAUUAGAAUUCGUUGCUUCUUAAGUAAGGUAGUUAAAAUUAUAAAUGUUUCUUGUUAUAUUUUGACGUAAACUUAUAAUCUUGGAAGUUAUAUUAAUGUUACCUUCAGCGUAUUGUAAUUGCAUGUAACCGAAUAUUUGUGCUUUUGAUCUUGGCCUGCAAAAUUGGAUGUUCCACGAGCGGAAGGUUCUACUGAACUAAGCCGAUGUUUGUAAAUACGUUUACGAGUGUAUAAAUAAACUAUUGUAUAGUAUAAUAUCUACCUACAUAUAAAUCUGUUUGUAUUCUUGUUACCUACUAUGCUAUGUUAAUGUCUAAAUACUUAUAGGUGUUUAUUUAAUCACAACAUAGGAUAAAUUCAAGCCAUAUGUAUUAAUUUCGCAUUAACGAUAUGAUUUGAAGCUUUCAUGGUCACAAGGACUAUUAUUAACAUAAGAGGAUUUUAAAUUUAAAAUAUCACAAUUAGGAAAGAACGAAGAAGUAACUAGCAUGGAUUAUUAAUUAAAGAAUUUUUGACCGCGGUGGAUACUUUAAAAUUUAUGAGUAUUUUAACCAUGAUUGUAUCCUCUUAUGGUAAUAAAAGUAAAGCUUUUUCAUUUUACAAAACAUCAUCUUAACGCGUAGGUAUUUUAAGUAAAGUAUCCAAUGCGUGUCUCCAAAUGCGAGAAGCUACUAGUUUAUUCUUACGUGUAGAUGACAUAGACAAUACAAUUUAUAUCAAAUUCUGUUGAAACAUGAGCACAUUAUUUUUUAUAAAAUAAUUAUUAGGUAAUUAGUUAAGAGGGUUCAUAAUAGUUUGAUGAAUUAUAAGCAUAAACAUACAUACGUAUUAUAUUUAAAUGAUAAUUUGGAGACUGUUCUCAUCGCCGAUAAGUCUCAAUUUUGUGGAACCUAUUGAAAUAUAAAUUAUGAAAAUUUCUUAUGACGCCAAAAUAAUACUAUGUGCUAAGUUAACUACUGCUGCUGUUUUAAUAACAUACGUUAAAUAUAUGUUAAUUGUUGAAUCUUCGAAAACAUGCGUUGCUCUUUUACAUAAAUAUGACAUAUACUUAUUAAUAUGACAGAUUACAGCUAUUUUAAUGAAUGGAUUUGGAAUUGUCAAUUUGACGUUAUCAAUUAAAAAGUGGACCCAUGUUAAAAAGAUUAUAGAUCCAAGUAAGUAUACUCGGUAUUCACUAGUAUCUCCUAAUUACAGGAAUGAAUGUGGCUCAUAUGGUUUGCACAAAGACCUUUUGACCUCAAAUGUCAUCGUGGCGUUUUAAUAUGAAAUCGAGUCACCACUAUUUUGUGGUGUCAUUGCCAGUCCCGCUUCAUUCAGGGUAUAUUUAAAAAAAUAUCGUCUUCUACCGAGUUUUACUUGGAAAUAACACUAAUCAGAAUUAUGAAGAGAAAGUUGUAACUGUAGACGUAUUGUAUUUAGCAGUGUGUGUGCGUUUGUAGAAGGGCACGAAAGAGGCAUAUCGUAGUGACGGGCUUUAGGUAGAAAUGUUGUUUAGCAAAUACAUAGAACUUACACGAAACCUAUUCAUAAUUUCUAUGAAUAUAUCUUCAUUGUGAUUCUGCAAAUUAUUUUCUUUUCCAUUCGCUACAUCUUCAUCGCAAAACAUAGGAAUUUAUAUUAGCUGUCUUUCAUGAAAAUGUAUGUUAUAAUAUUUGUUGUGUGUUAAUAAAGGAAUUAUUUAAUAAUAGACCCAUGUAAAAGAUUCACUAAUAUAUAUUAUAACAUAUUGAA
Messenger RNA from Amyelois transitella, 4116 nucleotides. RefSeq names its product ras-related protein Rab-3 (gene Rab3). Gene Ontology annotation, molecular function: GTP binding; GTPase activity. The transcript is spliced from 6 exons. The record is from RefSeq and is a predicted model, not a curated record. Bases 481 to 1140 code for a protein of 219 amino acids. NCBI's taxonomy places the organism in Eukaryota, Metazoa, Arthropoda, Insecta, Lepidoptera, Pyralidae. Gene Ontology annotation, biological process: protein localization to plasma membrane; regulation of exocytosis; protein secretion. Gene Ontology annotation, cellular component: synaptic vesicle; endosome; plasma membrane.